UUUCUAUACUUUAAAGGUUCCCCACGCCCUCUUCGUAAAAGCAGACGGGAAUUCCCAAGUUCCUUGAAUGUUCCAGUGCUAAUGAGAUUUACCGCAUUGGCUUAUCCAGAACCAGGACGAAAUGGAUUCGUCUGGCACAAGGAAAAUGGGUCAACGUGGGUACAAUUACUGAGCAAUACAGACCUGUUGAUAUCGUCAUCAGAAUUGCAGACUGACCUGAUAAUCAAAAAUAUGUCUAAAACAGACUAUGGGCAUUAUCGAGUUACAAUAACGAACGAAAUUGGCAAAUAUGAGUAUCACAUGUUUCUUACAGUGGAGGAUAUUAACAAAGACACAUCUGUCAACAUAACCUUGGACGUUGGUAUUACCCUUAGUAUGCUAUGUGCUGUCCUUUUUGUGUAUGCAAUUAUUGCAACUGUUUUGCUUGUACGGAAAUCAAAAUUUAAAGAAACACAGUCGGGGCAACAAACCACCUUUGUCAACCGAAUCUUCAUACCUGAUGACUUUGCCAGUGCUGGAAGGGGAUACACGCAAAAUAAUACUGAGCCUACCAACGAAGGAUAUGAAGAACCUAUACAUCAGUAUACAGCUCUAGAACGACAUACAAAUGACGACCGAAUGCUGUAUGAUUUGAUUCAACAAACAUAGGACGCGUAUUACGUUUGAAAAGAACUUCUGUGUGUGAAUUCGUAGAAAGAUGCCCAUUCUGAAUUAAAGAAGUGUUUUGUUGCGUUGAAAGACUAGAUUAUUGAAUCGUCUCUAUGUUUCCGUUUAAUAUGUUUUGAUAUUGUUUUUUAAUCUGUGAGGAAGUCCUGUGCAGCAUUAGUUUUUCAUCAUGUUGAAAUCAGAACGGAAAUGACAUAAAUGUUUUUGUCACUGUAUUGCGAGAGUCAAAGUAUUUUACCCUAAUAUAAUAUGUCAACCAUGAAAGGAUGGAUAUAUAUUCUGAUAUUCCAAUUGGGUUGUGUUUAGGAGAGCUGCUCACUUCUUGGCCUGCACUUCAUUUUGUAGUUUCCAUACUCUUUGCCUGUUUCGUGUGUUUUAAACGGCACUGCAUUACUCAAAAGUGAAUAAAAUUGGAGGAGGGGGAUGUAGUUGAUAUUCUACAACAUUCUUCUAAACUAUCCUAUGUUUGAUUAGGGACGCUACGCAUGUGUGUGUAUAAUGAAGAUUUAAACAGAGAAUACGGUUGCAGUGCUUCAUUUAAUUUGUAUAAAUUUCAUUCGUGCAAAUACGGAAUUUAUAUUUAUUUUGUUGUCG
Mercenaria mercenaria is the source of this 1260-nucleotide messenger RNA. RefSeq lists its product as uncharacterized. The record is from RefSeq and is a predicted model, not a curated record. Bases 82 to 648 code for a protein of 188 amino acids. Lineage: Eukaryota; Metazoa; Mollusca; Bivalvia; Venerida; Veneridae. The transcript is spliced from 4 exons.